Zeugodacus cucurbitae (melon fly) is the source of this 3937-nucleotide messenger RNA. Its product is annotated as protein CFAP276. Bases 218 to 796 code for a protein of 192 amino acids. The record is from RefSeq and is a predicted model, not a curated record. Lineage: Eukaryota; Metazoa; Arthropoda; Insecta; Diptera; Tephritidae. The transcript is spliced from 2 exons.
AUAUUUUCCAAGUACUUGCUGUUUAAGUAUAUAGCAACGUUUAUCGGAACUAUUUAUUUAUAUCGCCAUGGUAUUGUUACCAUGUUUUCUUCGAUUUAAUUUCAAGUAGGCGGGGGCAUCUAAUGGCAUUGGCAUCAUUCAAAACAAAAACGAAAAACGUUUGCAUUUGUAUAUUCGGUAAAUCAAAUUUUCUAAACAAAUUCGAAAAAUUUUAGAAAUGAAUUGUGAUAUCAACAAAAUGGGGAAAGUAAAACUACGCGUACGAAAUGUCUGGUAUGAACCUGACUUGAGUACAGAGGGCAUUUAUCUUUGUCCGAUGCCACAGCCACCACAAGCGCCAGCUGGUGCAUUGUGGUUUACAAACUUGAAACCAUACGAACGGCUUUUCUACCAUCAGACAUUGAAUUCCGUGCGGAAAAGUAAACGUUUUAUUGCAACACCUGAGAUACCUACCGACUCCUUGGAUUUCCAACUACAAUCACGGUAUGAUCACUCUCGUGAAAUAUUUCCAGAACGUGUAGAUACGCUACUGCAAAGAGAAACUUGUGCUUGUCAAGGAACCGAUGAUGGAGGAGCAGAGGGUACAGUGGAAUUGACUACAUUUCGUGUACUUAAAAAUGUGAAAACGGUGCAGUUACCUGACGGUGAUACACAAGAUCACCCACUGAGAAUUGGUGGCAUUAAAGAGAAAAUUUCACCACAUAGCGUUAAAUUGAUCAAUAGUGGUGUACACAACCAAUUGGUUAACAACGGUUUUUCGCGACAAACAGGAGACGGCAAUUUUUUCCGUUAUUGACGGAGUUGUUUUUGUGUUAUUCCAUGCAUUUUUGAAAAAUUUGUUGUUUUUUAAGAUACAUACAUAUACAACGAAUCCAAGUUUGCCCAAUAAACUUUUCACAAGUAAAAUAUAAAGUAUAAAAAAUAGUAUUUACUAAUCUAUAUGAAAUAUAUUUAGUUUAUCUACUACAUAGUCUCAUGCUUCCAAUUUCGGUUGCUUACAUUUACUUUGCUCGUCAUCACUUUUGUCCGAAAGUGUUGAAUUAUUUUCCGUGGGCUUUUGUUUUUGUUUUUUGUUCUGAUUUCUAUGACUUUUUGCAACUUUGUCUUGUCCAAUCCUGUAAAAACAUUGGGAAUAUAUGAAGUUUAAAUCAAAAAUGUAUUUUAUUUUACUCACAUUAUUGUCGCACGCGUUCCAGGACCCCAAUGCGCCGUUGGAUUUGCCUGGAAUCGAGUUAAUGCAUUGCGACGACUGGAUGGAUUCGCUUCUGGAUGCAAAUCAUCAAAAAUGUACUCCUUUUCGGUCGGUCGCUCUAAGAUGGCCUUUAAAGCAGUGCCUUCUAUCAUACGAUCCGCUUUUACAGGAUGGCGUUUAGCCCAACAACGUAAUAUAUCCCAUAAAACCGACGCAGGCGCAUCAGUUUUUAUAGAGUUUUUACUUGCAUGUGAAAAAGAGACACGAUAGCCUGCAUGCAGGAUUGCUGAACGGAAUUUGAGCACAGGAAUAUUCUCCAAUUUAAGCACACAACAAAGUUUGUCAAGCACAUAGUACAGCGGCACGUCCAAUAAUUCUUCUUGCACCACAGCUAGCACACCUUGCAAACGACGUUGUGUUCCCAAUUCACAGAGUGGUUUAUUAUCUACUGCUUGUAUUAAUUCCUUAACAAACUCGUGAUCGUGAAUAGGAUGUGACCAUAUUGGACCGCCCAUCUAUAUUUGAAAAAUAUAUUUUGUUAUUGAAAGUAUAAUUAUUUAUUGCGCUUCGGAAGCUUACAUGAUGUUUGUGGCCACAGUGUUCACAGUUCAUGCCAACGUUUGGUCCAGUUGGAAUACCGAAUUUUGUUUGCGUUUUACCUUUGUCUGUGGUGUUGAUUUUAACAUUACCUAACGGUUGUAAAGUAAAAGUAUCACAACCAGUGCAUUGAAAUACCAUUGACUGUUUGCUACAUUGAAAUCAUUAAUUGCGAACGUAUAGUAAAACAGAUUAUAAACUACUCACCUCAUACUGUAUUUGCAUUUUGCUUGACUGACGUGCACUCGUACAAAAACACGUAUGUAAAAAUCUGCAGAAAUACUCAGAAGAGGUUCAAUGUAUUUUCCGUAGCGAUUUGCAUGCGUUUCGAUGGAGUGAAGCAGUAUCCGCAGAGCCAUUUCAUGACAGCAUUUCAAGCGCAAUGGAACACAUCCGUAUUUAGCGUAACAGGCCUCUGGUGUAUUUCCGGCUAAGACUGCCAUAUCAGUAGCAGUUACAAGCAAUAAACCACCGUUCGCGAUAGAUUGCACAGCUGCAUCUAAGAAGCGGUUGGGGCAGCCGUAUGGGUCCAGGUCAAUUACGUCAAAGUGCUUAUCAUUACCUGUGGAGAGGUACAUAAGCGUCCUAAUAAAAUGUUAGUAAUUUAAUUUCAAAAAUUUAGAUUGCUCUUUGUAGAUUUUGUGUGCAACUUACAGUGCAUCCGAUUGACUUGGUAUAAUUAAAUGUUCCACCUUAUUGUGUUUCACAUUUUCACCAAUUGAUACUACAGCAGCUUUUGAAAGAUCAUUAGCAAUAAUUUCACGUACUCCAGCGACUUCUUUUGCAUAGCGUAUGCUACGCAAACCUGUUGCAGAAAGCGCUUCUAAUAUACGUAACCCAUUUUCGUAUUUUUGUCCUGGCGCGAGUGUAUUAACGUCUAUGUUAACAUCAAUAUCUUUUGUAUCCACGCUUCCUUCCUUUAUUUUCUUAUUAGCAGCUACAUUACGCUCUUUUAGCCAUCUUCGCGCAAACACAUUUAGUACUGAAAUACUUAGAUCUCGGUUGAAUUCUUGUACCGGGUUGUAGAAAACACUGCCUCCCGCGACAAUUUCUGCGCUGCGUUCUUUAAUUACACGGUCUGGCGCAACAACGCUUCCCUGAUGGUUAUUUGUAUCCUGAGAUUAGAACGUAUUAUUAAAUGUAAUGAAUUAUAUUGGAAAUUACACACUUUAUUUUCUAAUGUAGGUUCUGCCUCCAUACUUUGUAUCACUUGCUUUUCGUCCACGUUUUUGUAAUCAGCUGGUUGAAGAAUGCGGCAUAAUCUGCGUUGCCAUUCAAGUCUCAUCGGAAGAUUUGCAAAUCUUGUUAAAUGAUGAAUUUGAUUCAUCAUACUUUUACCAAAGUAUUAUAUAUUUUAGCGCAUAUUUAUUUAUAUAAAUGUGUAUUUAAUUGCCGGCUUAUAUGUAUAUUAUUUGUACGAAGAGAAAAAGUGCACCAUAUGGUAACAUUCCUUCAAUUGUAUAAAAGCAUAAACGGUUGCCGGCUUUCGUUAUAAUUAGUAGUAAACAUACAGUAAUUUUUUUAUAUAUAUUCUAUAUUUUUGACGACUGAUAAUAGUCCAAAAGCGAUUUAAUAAUUAUGUAUUAAAACAAUCAUUUUGUUUAUUUUUUAUAACAUUUUUUGUAUCAGUGAUCUAACUCAUCAAGUUCCAUCAUCAAAAAUUUGAAUUUGUACCAACACUGGGAGAACAUAUGCCCUUUCUAAUUGGCACUACCGAACGAAAUCAGCUGUUUCAAAAUAUAAAAAAAGAUUCACCUGUAGUUAACAUAACUUUAAGUAAGAGUUUUAAUAAAAUGAAUAAAGUUUGUGGCAGUUUUAUAUCUAUUCUGCGUUUUUCCAAUGUUGAAAAAACGUACACAACAUCAGUUAUUCUCGGACGCCAGCUUUCGUAUAAAAGUGAUUUGUCACUCGACAAGCUGUACCCCAAUAGCCGACUAAAACUUUUUACACCUCCACCACCCUCAAAUACAGGUGAUAAAUUUUCUGGUUUUAUACCCAUUAAUCAACUGGAAAUUACUUAUAGUCGAAGUUCUGGUCCUGGCGGACAACACGUGAAUUGCGUAAACACAAAGGUUGACUUGCGUUUCAAGUUAGCUAGCGCCGAUUGGAUCCCUGAGAAAACAAGGCAAAAGCUUUUGGAAGCCGUAA